Messenger RNA from Botrytis fragariae, 243 nucleotides. RefSeq lists its product as uncharacterized. The transcript has a single exon. Bases 1 to 243 code for a protein of 80 amino acids. NCBI's taxonomy places the organism in Eukaryota, Fungi, Ascomycota, Leotiomycetes, Helotiales, Sclerotiniaceae. The record is from RefSeq and is a predicted model, not a curated record.
AUGAAGUCCCAGGAGGUAUCCAACAAAGGCCAGCCUCAUUCUCAACCAGCCAAAGCUGAACAACCAAAGGCAGAACCCAAAACAAAUCCAACAGCUUCCAAGAAAGAGCCAGCCAGACCAGAUCAAAAAAACCCCACGACUCCCCGCAACAAAAAAGAAACAGACAAAUGUCCUCGCUGCGGAGGCACCGGAUUUCUCGCUCAAUGUCACUCUUGCAGUCUCGGGACAGGAGUUGGAUUGUGA